AUGCCGGCGCCCGGCCGCAUGGACGGGCACAUGUCCAAGGCGUCGCGCGACCUGAGCAAGGGCAUCGCCGUGAAGAGCAACGGCUUCAAGUACGGCGGUGGCAAAGACGAGGGAUGGGGGACGGGCGGCGAGAAGGGCCGCCGCGUGGGGAAGGGAGGCGGGCGCAGAGACGUCGCGGCCAGAGCCAGGCUGAGAGAGAUACUCGAGCGUAAGCGUGCCGCGGCGGAGGCGGGGGAUGAAGCCGGGAAGACUGUCGGUAACAAGCGAAAGCGCGGCGGCGGCGGCGGCGGCGACGACCGGGAUGCCCGCAACAAGGCACCCAGGCGCGAGGAGCCCAAACCCGCCGCCGUCGAACCCACCGAGGAGACACCGAAUGGAGAGACGAUGGAUAACACGACGACGGAGGGUCCGGAGCGGUGGACGUGCGCCACGUGCGGCGGCGUCAAGUGCGGCAACGCCGCCAACUACCAGAGCCACGUGCUGUCGAAGAAGCACAAGGCGGCCGCGCAGCGAGAGCGGGGCCGCGCGACGCUCGCGGCGAUGAAGGCGGCCCGGGCGGAAGCCGCGGCGGCGCGGGGGUGA
This is a messenger RNA of Micromonas commoda, 582 nucleotides long. RefSeq lists its product with no specific name. The transcript has a single exon. NCBI's taxonomy places the organism in Eukaryota, Viridiplantae, Chlorophyta, Mamiellophyceae, Mamiellales, Mamiellaceae. The coding region runs from base 1 to 582 and encodes 193 amino acids. The record is from RefSeq and is a predicted model, not a curated record.